GCUAACUUUCCCGAGUAGGCUGAUCCACCCGCUCCUGGCCGAGCAAAGUGGCCCAGGCUCUGGGAGCCGGACCAGGACGCGUCCGAAGUAGAGAAUGAGGCUCGGCCUCCUCGCCCUGCUGUGCGCAGGGGCCCUGGGACCAUGUCUGGCUGUUCCUGAGAAGACUGUAAGAUGGUGUGCCGUGUCAGAUCAUGAGGCCAAGAAGUGCUCCAGUUUCCGUGACAACAUGAAAACAGUCCUUCCUGCAGAUGGUCCCCUUGUCACCUGUGUGAAGAAAACGUCUUACCCUGAGUGCAUCAAAGCCAUCUCAGUAAAUAAAGCAGAUGCUGUGACUGUUGAUGGAGGCUUGGUGUUUGAGGCCAGCCUGGCCCCAUACAACCUGAAACCCAUCGUGGCAGAAUUCUAUGGGUCAAAAGAUGAUCCACAAAUGCACCAUUAUGUCCUGGCCGUGGUGAAGAAGGGCACCAACUUCCAGUUGAACCAACUCCAAGGCCAAAAGUCCUGCCACACGGGCCUGGGCUGGUUGACUGGGUGGUAUGUCCCCCUCAGCAUACUGCUCCCCUCUGGCUCUCUUGAAACAGCAGCGACCAAGUUCUUCUCCAGCAGCUGUGUCCCCUGUGCGGAUAAGAAGAUGUUCCCCAGCCUGUGUCAACUGUGUGCAGGGAAAGGGGCAGACAAGUGUGCCUGCUCCUCCCAGGAGCCGUACUUCAGCUACUCAGGUGCCUUCAAAUGUUUGGAGGAUGGCAUUGGAGUUGUGAGCUUCGUGAGGCACCUGACAAUAUUUGAGAUCCUGACAGAAAAGGCUGACAGGGACAAGUAUGAGCUGCUCUGCCCAGACAAUACCCGGAGGCCUGUGGACGAAUAUCGUGAGUGCCACCUGGCCCGGGUCCCAUCUCAUGCUGUCGUGGCUCGAUCUGUGGAUGGCAGGGAGGACUUGAUCUGGGAGCUUCUCAACCAGGCCCAGGAACAUUUUGGAAAAGAUAAGUCAUCACAGUUCCAGCUCUUUGGCUCCCCACAUGGAAGAGACCUGCUGUUCACCGAUGCCACCCAGGGAUUUUUAAGAAUCCCCCCUAAGAUGGACGCCAAGCUGUACCUGGGAUAUGAGUCUUUUUCUGCCAUUGAGCAUCUAAAGAGUGGUAUGGAAGGUGUGGAAGACUCCCAGAGGGUGCAGUGGUGUGCAGUGGGUCACCAUGAGAGGGCCAAAUGUGACCACUGGAGUGCAGUGAGCGGUGGAGCCUUGGCAUGCACCAUGGAGGAGACCUCUGAGGACUGCAUUACUGCCAUUGUGAAAGGAGAAGCUGAUGCUAUGACCUUGGAUGGAGGAUACAUGUAUAUAGCAGGCCAGUGUGGUCUGGUGCCUGUCCUGGCAGAGAACUAUGAGCCAAAAGAUGGCAGUGAGCAUCUUGGGUCAAAGUGUGUGAAUGCACCCUUGGAAGGUUACUACGUCGUGGCCGUGGUUAAGAAAUCAGAUGCUGAAAUCACCUGGAAUUCUCUGAGAGGCAAGAAAUCCUGUCACACAGCAGUGGGCACUUCCUCAGGCUGGAACAUCCCCAUGGGCUUAAUAUACAACCAGACUGGGUCCUGUAAAUUUGAUGAGUUCUUCAGUCGCAGCUGUGCCCCUGGGUCUAAUCCGGACUCCCCUCUCUGUGCACUGUGUGGUGGUAGCAGCAAUCCAACCCACCUGUGUGCUCCCAACAGCAACGAGAGAUACUUUGGUUCCAGCGGGGCUCUCAGGUGUCUGGUUGAGAAGGGAGAUGUGGCUUUUGUGAAGCAUCCCACGGUCCUGCAGAACACCAAUGGAAAGAACCCUGAGGCAUGGGCUAAGGGUCUGAAGCAGGAGGAUUUUCAGUUGCUGUGCCUUGAUGGCACUAGGAAGCCUGUGACUGAAGCUCAGAACUGCCACCUGGCCAUAGUGCCAAAUCAUGCUGUGGUCUCAAGGAAAGAUAAGGCAGAUUUUGUUCGCAGAAUCCUCUUCAACCAACAGGAACUUUUUGGAAGAAACGGGUUUGAAUAUAUGAUGUUCCAGCUGUUUGAGUCCUCACCCAAGGAUCUGCUGUUCAGUGGUGACACAGAAUGUUUGGCCAACCUUCAGAACAAAACAACUUAUGAAAAAUAUUUAGGGCCAGAGCAUCUUACAGUUAUGGCUAACUUUAGACAAUGCUUAACCUCUGAACUUCUGGAGGCCUGUGCAUUCCACAGAAAUUAAAAUUGGAUCAGGGUGGGCCACCACACAGAUGCUGGGAGCCUCGACCAUGCCAUUCAAAUAUAAUUUUAACAACGAAUCUGCCGAAUGAAGUCUGAGUGGUAGUCACAAAGGUGCAAAAAGACAUCUGUGUGCAUAAUAUCAAGGACCUACAUAAUAACAAAAAGG
This is a messenger RNA of Castor canadensis (American beaver), 2371 nucleotides long. The record is from RefSeq and is a predicted model, not a curated record. Lineage: Eukaryota; Metazoa; Chordata; Mammalia; Rodentia; Castoridae.